GAGCAACACCAAGUGGUUUUGAUAUUGAAUGGUACAAGUAUAGCAAUCAUGCCUCCUCGACUACAAUGUUUAAACGCCGUGCGCAAUGCGGUAUCAUCGCCGUUCCUUGGAAUGCGAUUUUCAACCAGCAGAAUUAUGUCCGCUGAACUUCCUCCAACAUCCGACAAAUCAUCCUCAGAAAUGAGAGGCUAUGAUAGUCUGAUGUCUCUUGUGAACAAAGCUCAAGAAAAGGUCCACGAGCGACGUAGGGCAUUAUCAGCCAAUUCUGGGGUGCAGAGAACUGCGGCUCAGGAAUACGAAGACAAUGUCUCGAGAUCAGCUCUGACAAAACAAAUACAUAGAAGGUGGAGAGCUGGAGAUGUGUAUGCGCCACAUGAUUUGAGUGGAAUAGAGAUGGCAAAAUGGAAGAAGAGAGGAAAGGUUACGAGGGAUGUUUUUGAUGUGGUUGCUUUCGAUCCUAUAGCAACGGGGAGUUACAAGAAUUUCUCAAUUAUGUCAGAAUAUGUAACGCCGAUGGGAAGGAUUAGAGGAAGUAAGGAAACUGGAUUAAGACCGGUCAAUCAGAGAAAGAUUGCAAAGGCAAUUAGGAGGUCUAUUGGUUUGGGUAUGAUGCCGAGUGUGCAUAGACAUCCAGAGGUCCUUUACAAGGCGAGGGAGAGGGAUGAAAUGAACGAUAAUUACAAACGAGGCACGUUGGUGUAAGGUAUUCUCAGGGUGGCAGAAAUGAAGGAAUGUAUGAUAUGUGUCGACUUGGUCGCAAAUAUGCGCCCAGUGGAUUGGAGUUGCCCGCAAUGAUAUCGAAUUUAAGUAUGCAUCAAUUCCGGUCACGGAACACGCCAUAUCAACUGAGUACUUGCAGGGGACGAAGCGAGGAGGGCUACUUCUGUGAAGUUACCAUCAUGCCAUCAGCUGUUUGACGUUACCACUGGCAAAUUUGCCCCUGUCACGCUGAACUCCUCAAGUCGAAUAGUGUGCGUUGGCAAGAGGGCUAAUGCCUGCAUACAAUAUGAGCCCUGUGAAAUAUUUUUUUGAUGGGCAUGCAUACAAAUUCAAUAACAAUCGGAGAAACA
Molecule: messenger RNA, 1070 nt
Organism: Botrytis cinerea B05.10
Lineage: Eukaryota; Fungi; Ascomycota; Leotiomycetes; Helotiales; Sclerotiniaceae
Gene: Bcrsm18
Product: Bcrsm18
Exons: 3
Coding region: 49-702 (217 amino acids)
Biological process (GO): mitochondrial translation
Cellular component (GO): mitochondrial small ribosomal subunit; ribosome
Molecular function (GO): structural constituent of ribosome; small ribosomal subunit rRNA binding
Source: RefSeq, a predicted model, not a curated record